Molecule: messenger RNA, 2723 nt
Organism: Andrographis paniculata
Lineage: Eukaryota; Viridiplantae; Streptophyta; Magnoliopsida; Lamiales; Acanthaceae
Product: ubinuclein-2-like
Exons: 12
Coding region: 118-2391 (757 amino acids)
Cellular component (GO): nucleus
Source: RefSeq, a predicted model, not a curated record
UUGCCCCUCUUCGUCAACCCCAAUCUAGGGUUUUUUUUUUGCAACAAAUUUUCCGCUCGGUUUCUUCAAAUCCCCAAAGGCUAAUUAAAUCAAUUCGCCGAAUAAUCUGCUCAAUUAAUGGUGGAAGGGGGUAGGUGUGGCGGACCCGACGCCGCGGUGGCGGCGGAGGCAGAUUCCGGGUCGAAGCCCGCGUCGUCGUUCGAACGUACUGGCGACCGCAUGCGGUUAACGGUGGAACUGCGGCCUGACGAGACGACUAUUGUUUCGUGGAAGAAGCUCGUGAAGGAAGCCACUUCGAGGAAGGCUAAUGUGCCUGACCCAUCAGCUUCUUUGCCCAAUUUGGAAGUCAAUCAACUGCCCGUUUCUCAGCCUCUGCCUUCGCCUCCCGUCGUUGCGACUUCGAAGCAACCGGCAGAGAAUGGUCCGAAGAGUUCCGAAGCGCAGCCCGGGUCAAACCGUUUGGCUAGCGUGAUUGAGAAAAUCGAGAGAUUGUAUGCGGGCAAUGGAAGCAGCGAUGAUGAAGAUGUUGUUUUAGAUGAUGUGCCGGAUGAUGAUGAGUACGACACGGAGGAUUCGUUCAUUGAUGAUGCUGAGUUGGAUGAUUAUUUCAAGAUCGAUAAAUCAACUUUAAAACAUGAUGGAUUUUUUGUGAAUCGCGGAAAGCUGGAGCGUAUCGAACCUACCAUGUCGACCGACCAGCUACCUAAGAAAAGGAGACGUAAAGAUGGAAUGGGAGGCCAAGGUGGUGAGGAUGGGCAUCGCUCAAAUAAACUUAUGAAAACGGGGAAUAAAAGUAGAAAAGCACCAUCUUUAAUUGAAAGAAACUCAAAAAGUCAGUUGCCUAGUGUGGCUGCAUCUAGCGUACACAGUGCCAAUCUGCUGUCUGAGAAUUAUUUAGCAAAUGCUGCUGAGGUUUCAGGAAAGAAGAAAACCACAGAUACCCAAAUUGCUUCUGUUUCUGUAGAACUACCAAAUUCUGAUGCCAUCAUGCAUGGUAAGGGUGAUGACCAUCAGAGAAAUAAAGUUCUUUCAUUGCUGAACCAUAACAAUAAACAGAAAGAGAGUAGCGAACUUCGAGAGUCUUCAGCUCAGAGGUCAAAUGAUAGAAACUUACAUGGAACCAAAUCUCAAUCUGGAAAGCAACGAAAUAAUGCUGAUGAGCAGGAUCAAUCUGUUCAAGGCAAAACAAAAGUUGAACAUGCUGGCAGAUAUGACCUCCAUGUGCCUGCUAUGAGGGACUCCCAAACUCAGAAGAUUAUGCCUGUGGUAAGAAAAGAAGGAUCUAACGUGAGAUCAAGAAUUACAAUGCUAGAGAAGGCCAUUAGAGACUUGGAGAAGAUAGUUGCAGAAUCAAGGCCACCAUCAACAGAGGUUCAGGAGAAUGAUAAUUCUUCUCAGGGUGUCAAAAGGAGAUUGCCAGCAGAUAUAAAACAGAAACUAGCUAAAGUUGCUAGACUAGCGCACGACAGUUAUGGAAAAGUAUCAAAGGAUGUGAUCAAUCGUCUGAUGAGCAUUGUUGGCCACUUGAUGCAACUUAGGACACUGAAGAGAAAUCUUAAAGUCAUGGCCAAUUUGGGAAUGUCAGCUAAACAAGCAAAGGACGACCAACUACAUAAGAUUAAACAAGAAGUUGCUGAGAUGGUCAGGCAUCGGAUCUCGUAUGUUGACUCUAAAGUGGAGGAACAAAAUACUAAUUCAGAUGAUUUCCAAGAAGCUAGUCCAGAAGAUAAAGAAAUUUUGAAACGAAAACGCAGAAUGGAUGAUGCAUUGGAAAAUAAGAUCUGUGACUUGUAUGACCUUUAUGUCGAGAGGCUUGAAGAGCAUUCCGGCCCUCCAGUUAAAAGGCUCUAUGAAGAGCUUGCAGCACUGUGGCCUACUGGAGUCAUGGAUGUCGAAGGAAUAAAACGUGCAAUAUAUAAAGGGAAAUUUAGGAGGAAGGCAAUAUCUACCCGGCGGAAGGAUCAAGAGAAGAACAAGAAGAAGCUUUUGGCAUCUUCAAAACCCGCGAAUAGUGUCCAAGGGGAAGCUAUUAAUCUUAAUCAGUCCUCGCAUACUCUUGAAAAAAUAUCACUGAGUGACAACACAUCUCGCAAUCCAGCUUCGACUGCUGCUGCUGCUCGUCUCCUCACUCCUACAGGCGACUCAAGCGCAGACAAGCAGAAACAAGAAAGAGUUAGAAGUAGCUCCAACUGCAAUCCCUCCGAUGCCGAAUCAAUGGCCAAGAAGAAAGUGAAAAGGAAGCCGAACCCGGAAAAGUUAGAAGCCGAGCCCUGUAUGGACAAACCGACGGCUUCACAGUCGGAGGAAAAGCAGAAGAACCAUAAGAAACAUGCCCCUGCUCCAGCAGCUAAACCAAAUCUUAAGCCCAACACCUCCGAAGACCCGAGCUGAACUCGGCGGCUCGAUCAGGUUCGAAACUACACAUUUUUUUUUUUACAAUACAAGUGCAGAUCGUCGGGAUUAUCUCUCCCCUGAUCCGAACCUAUUGUUGAAGAUUAGUAAAUUUUUGUAAUUAUUUUCCCUACCAUUAAAGCCUGAAGAAGAUCUCUCUAAUGCUGAACUGUUUAACAGGGGAGGCAGACAUAGAGCGAGUAGUUGUACCUUUUGUUUUACUUGAUGUACAUUGCAAUUUCAGAUAUUUCAACGUGGGUUUUUGGGGUGGGGUAGGAUGGGUUCGUCUGUGUAUGUUUUUAUCUUUUGAAUAUUGAACUUGGGUUGGGAUU